This is a messenger RNA of Rhagoletis pomonella (apple maggot), 1179 nucleotides long. Its product is annotated as alpha-soluble NSF attachment protein. NCBI's taxonomy places the organism in Eukaryota, Metazoa, Arthropoda, Insecta, Diptera, Tephritidae. The transcript is spliced from 6 exons. Gene Ontology annotation, cellular component: SNARE complex; vacuolar membrane. The coding region runs from base 243 to 1121 and encodes 292 amino acids. The record is from RefSeq and is a predicted model, not a curated record. Gene Ontology annotation, biological process: SNARE complex disassembly; intracellular protein transport. Gene Ontology annotation, molecular function: syntaxin binding; soluble NSF attachment protein activity.
GCAGCCGUCGUCGCUGUUGUUUUCGUAUAUUUUGACAUAUCACUGCCGAAUUCGUGUACGUUGUCGUCGACGUCGCCGCCGUUGUUGCUGCUCGAGCUUCGUACGCAGCUCGUCAUUGAUUUUUUAUUUUUUCCAACGCAGUUCAGCAAACGGCAGUGAAAAAAUUUUGUGCAGUUCAAAUAAAAUUCCCUAACAUCAUAAAUUGUUGCAAUUAAUUGCAAAUUUGCAGAAAAUUUGCAAUUAUGGGCGACAAUGAGCAGAAAGCGCUGCAAUUGAUGGCUGAAGCCGAGAAGAAAUUGACACAACAAAAGGGUUUUCUCGGUUCGCUAUUUGGUGGUUCGAAUAAAGUGGAAGAUGCCAUCGAAUGUUACCAACGCGCCGGCAACAUGUUCAAGAUGUCCAAGAAUUGGGCGAAGGCUGGUGAAUGCUUUUGUGAAGCCGCUAAUUUACAUUCGCGUGCCGGUAGUCGUCACGAUGCCGGUGUUGCAUAUGUAGAUGCGUCGAAUUGCUACAAAAAGAUCGAUGUGGAAGGUGCUGUCUCAUGCCUGCUAAAGGCGAUCGACAUCUACACCGAUAUGGGCCGUUUUACCAUGGCAGCAAAGCAUCACCAGAGCAUUGCUGAAAUGUAUGAAAGCGACCCAGGCACGCUGGCCAAAGCUGUGCAGCAUUACGAACAAGCUGCCGAUUACUUUAAGGGCGAAGAAUCGGUGAGUUCAGCCAAUAAGUGUAUGUUAAAGGUAGCUCAAUAUGCCGCACAGCUAGAAGAUUACGAAAAAGCUAUCAAUAUCUAUGAGCAGGUUGCCGCUUCAUCGUUGGAAAGCUCACUGCUCAAGUAUAGCGCUAAAGAGUAUUUCUUCCGUGCUGCUUUAUGUCACCUUAGUGUGGAUUUAUUGAAUGCUCAACACGCUAUUGAGAAAUAUGCGCAGCAAUAUCCAGCAUUCCAAGAUUCGCGUGAAUUUAAACUCAUUAAGGUGCUUUGCGAACACUUGGAGGAGCAAAACAUCGAAGGCUUCACAGAAGCAGUUAAAGAUUAUGAUAGCAUUUCACGCUUGGACCAGUGGUAUACCACAAUAUUGCUUAGAAUUAAGAAAGCAGCCGAUGAGGAUCCCGAUUUACGAUAAAUUUAUCAUUAAAUUUACUAAUUAUAUACAACAAGUAAUAAUUAUUCCAAAUAGUGAA